Molecule: messenger RNA, 10557 nt
Organism: Mizuhopecten yessoensis (Yesso scallop)
Lineage: Eukaryota; Metazoa; Mollusca; Bivalvia; Pectinida; Pectinidae
Product: neurogenic locus notch homolog protein 1-like
Exons: 26
Coding region: 943-7611 (2222 amino acids)
Biological process (GO): multicellular organism development; heterophilic cell-cell adhesion; cell differentiation
Cellular component (GO): protein-containing complex; plasma membrane
Molecular function (GO): Notch binding; calcium ion binding
Source: RefSeq, a predicted model, not a curated record
UGUGACAAUAAACAUCCCGACCUCAAAAGGAUGUUAUCAAAUUAUGGGCCUGGUGAUGUAGUAACAGAGUAGCAGUGAUACACAGGCACUUCCUGUGAAGGCCGUAUAAACAAUGGCCUCACAAAUUCCUGUAUCACUGGCCACCCAGCACCCAUCUCACUCUCUCAGUCCACACUAAAGUUUAAUUACAUCAACUCAUAUCAGUACUCUAUGUCAUUAAUUAGACUAGUGUCCACACUCCACGACACCUGAGUAUGGCUCGUCAUUAGCGCCAGGUAGAUGUCCAGUGACACUGACCAGUGGUAAAGGCUGCCCCUCUGGGUUAGCUCAGUGUGUGUAUGGUCUCACGGCCCUGAGUUUAUAGCCCAGUGGAAGCCAGUACAGCCAGCCAGCUUUCUCACGCCCCACUGGCUCUGCGCUGCCUGCUAUUGUAGGCAUCAUCUGCAUGUGAAUGGCCGACUUGCCCUGUCCCGAACCAUGUGAUCACAGCCUUGCCUAGCCAGCCAGCCGUGAGGAAAGUGUAUAGCAGUCAAUGUAUGUCUAAGUUAGGAACUACUCAUAACCACUACCAAGUUAGGCCUGAAAACAUGAGUGUUGUGUGUCAACAGUGGAACUGACUUUAGUUGACAGUGCUAGUGUCUAUCCCCCAGUGUACAUGUUUACUUUGUAACUGUACAUGUUUACUCCCAGUAGUGUUAACCAUGAGGGACACCUGUGUCGGAAGUUUACUCGAGGUACCUGUGAUUUUUGGUACUGUACGGAUGUAGUGUAACAGUGAUAUUUUACCCUAACUGUGCCUUGUGUGGAUGUGUCAUGCUCUAGGAUUAAUUCUCUUAAAUUCACUGUGGAUUACUUCAUCAUCUACAAAAUCAAUUCCUCGACACUGCAAAUCUCCGCUUUUGGGUGCAAAACGCUAUGGGAAGUUAGAACCACUGCCUCAAAAUGAAGAAAUUGCGAGCACAUAAAUGCUCCGAACUUGUGCGAUUUCUCCUUGUUUUAUGUGUGUUUGGUUUCCACGGCAUCCACUGUCAAGUUAACAAUGAUGACUGUGCAAACAGCAACUGCAGCAAUGGGUCAACUUGUCGGGACGGAAUCAACACCUAUACCUGUGAAUGUCCCCCUACUCACACUGGCACUUUCUGUGAAACAGAUGUGAAUGAGUGUUUAGUGAUGCCAGGAAUAUGUAAGAACGGCGCCACCUGUAUGAACACACCAGAUUUUGACUAUACCUGCAUCUGCGUCAAUGGCUGGGCUGGACAAGACUGCAGCAUCAACAUCGACGACUGUCAAACCCAGCCCUGUCUCCACAACGGAACAUGUCACGACCAUGUUGGCUACUUCACUUGUACCUGUCAACCCGACAAAACAGGUCUGCGCUGUCACAUGAAUAAUGCCUGUGUGUCGAACCCAUGCCAGAACAACGCCAUUUGUGAGGGUUCCCCCAUGGACGGUCAAUACCGGUGUGUCUGCAGACCGGGAUGGACUGGUGCUACAUGUGAAACGGACCUCAACGAGUGUGAAGAUGCCUCUAUGGUCAUCUGUGAGCAUGGCGGGACUUGUCAGAACACUCAAGGCAGCUACUACUGUGACUGUCGCCAGGGAUUCAGUGGCCCCUUAUGUGAGGAAAACAUCAAUGAGUGUAUUUCCAAUCCCUGUAAGAAUGAUGGUACAUGUCUUGACAAGAUGGGCAGCUAUAUCUGUGUCUGCAUGCCAGGGUAUGCUGGCUCCAUGUGUGAGGUGGAGAUUGACGAAUGCGCCACAGACCCAUGUCGUAACGGUGGUACUUGUGAGGACCAGAUCAACAAGUUCCGUUGUUUCUGUCCAGCAGGUUUUACCGGCACUACCUGCAGCCUCAACAUUGACGAAUGCCUGAGUAACCCUUGUGUAAACGGCGCUAUUUGUAAUGACACCAUUGACGGAUAUAUCUGCAACUGUUUGCAUGGAUUCACUGGGGACCGAUGUGAACAUGAUAUUGAUGAGUGUGCUGGCAUCAAUUGUCACUACGGUAACUGUGUGGAUCUCCAAGGCAACUACCGGUGUGACUGUUACCGUGGAUACACAGGCAAGCACUGUGAUAUGGACAUUGAUGAGUGUGAGGCAUCCCCAUGUCAAUAUGGUGGAACAUGUGUCCAACUCCGAGAUGGUGGCGGUUACGAUUGCCAGUGUCCACUUGGAACCUCAGGUCUGAACUGUGAGAAGAAUCACAAUGAAUGUGCUAACAACCCCUGUUUAAACGACGGAAUCUGCCAGGAUGGCAUCCACUCCUACUCCUGUACCUGUGAACCAGGCUAUACAGGGAAGAACUGUGAGAUUAACAUUGACGAGUGUGCCUCCAACCCAUGUCACAACUCGGGCAGGUGUGUGGAUGGUAUAAACGGAUUUCACUGUAACUGCCCAGCAGGUUACUACGAUGAGCAGUGUUUGUCAAAUAUAGACGAGUGCAACAGUAACCCCUGUCUCCAUGGCGGUCGAUGCAAGGAUGGUGUCAACAGGUUUGACUGUUUGUGUCCUGAUGGGUAUGAGGGAGCUCGAUGUGAGUCGCAGAAGAAUUACUGCCAGUCCAAUCCAUGUCAGCAUCGUGGUACAUGUUUGAAACUCCUUGGCGGCUACACCUGUCAAUGCCUGGCCGGUUACACAGGUAUCAACUGUGAGAUAAACAUUGAUGAGUGUCGCAGUAACCCAUGUGUUCACGGUAGCUGUAUUGACCUGGCCAACAGCUAUCAAUGUCACUGUCAGGUACCCUGGACUGGCACCAACUGUGACAAGAAAAUGGAUCCCUGCAGCUCCAACCCCUGUACCAAUCAUGCCACGUGUACCAACGACUAUGACUACAACGACUUCUCAUGUAGCUGUCAACCCGGCUACACAGGUCGCUACUGCCACCAGGAUGUUAAUGAGUGCGAACACUCGCCUUGUACUAAUGGUUACUGUACCAAUACCGUGGGUUCCUUCAACUGUACUUGUCGUGUGGGUUUUGAGGGGAAGUACUGCGAGCUCGACCACGAUGAUUGCUUCCCGGACCCAUGUAUGAAUGGUGGCACAUGCUUUGACAAGACUAACGAAUACACUUGUGUGUGUCGUAAGGGCUAUACCGGCACCAAUUGUGAGAUAGAGAUCAAUGAGUGUAAUUCCAACCCUUGUCAAAACCAGGCCGUUUGCACAGAUUAUGUUGACUCCUACGUCUGCUCCUGUCGUGCAGGAUUUAGUGGUGUCCACUGUCAGAACAAUGACGAUGACUGUACAUCCAGCUCCUGUCUACAUGGCGGUCACUGCAUUGAUGGCAUCAAUGACUACAAGUGUAUGUGUGAACCAGGUUACACUGGCUCCAACUGUCAACAUCGCAUCAACCCUUGCGAUUCCAACCCCUGUAUGGACGGUGGUACCUGUGAUAACCAGGGCUCUGCCUUCAAGUGCUACUGCCCCUAUGGCAUGACAGGACCUCGUUGUGAGGCUUUUGUUGACUGGUGCACUGACAACCCAUGUAGGAAUGGCGCCACCUGUUCACAGGAGGCACACUUGUACAAGUGUUUAUGUUCGCCAGGCUGGAAUGGAGCAAGGUGUGAUAUCAGUGCCGUCACUUGUCGCGCUGCAGCCAGCAUAAAAGGUGUCCCUGUAACAGAUCUUUGCGAAAAUGGAGGUAUCUGUGUCAACGUAAAUAAUAGCCACAGGUGUAAAUGUAGCCCAGGUUAUGAAGGCAGCUACUGUGAAGAUGAUAUCGACGAAUGUUCAUCGGCGCUCUGUCAAAAUGGUGGAUCAUGCCAUGACCAUGUGGGGAACUACGAAUGCACCUGUCCAAAUGGCUUUAUGGGUGCUAACUGUGAGGCGAAUAUAAACGACUGUGCCAGCAAUCCGUGUGCCAAUGGUGGUUCAUGUCACGAUCUGAUUGCAGACUUCCAGUGCUCUUGUCCACGCGGCACCCGGGGCUUGCUGUGUCAGUAUAACGAGGAGGACUGUUACACGGGAGCAUGCCAUCACAAUGGAACCUGUGUGGACAAGGUCAGUGGCUUUGAAUGCAUAUGUCCCCAAGGAUUUGUUGGUGAGCAUUGUGAAGGUGAUGUGGACGAAUGUCACAAACUAAUGCCUUGUGACCCUGUUGGAACCUUCAGCUGUGUCCAGCUAAACAACGACUACCGCUGCGACUGUAAGCCAGACUACACUGGGCGACACUGCGCCCAGCCAAUGAACUUCUGCAUGCCCAAUCCCUGUCAGAAUGGAGGAACCUGCACAAAGGCACAGCAUAGCUACCAAUGUGCAUGUACUGGGGGCUACUUUGGAGACGUAUGUGAGCUGAGUGCCUGUACAAGCUCUCCUUGUCAAAACAAUGGUAUUUGUAUACCUGGUAUUCAUGGUUUUGACUGCAUGUGUGAACAAGGAGUGACUGGCGACCGCUGCGAGAUUGAUGAGGUUGAUGAGUGUGUGUCAUCACCGUGUCAGCGAGGAACCUGUCUGGAUAGACCAGGUCGCUACGAGUGUGACUGUCCUGUCCGCUACACUGGAGUCAAUUGUCAUGUUUACGACCCUUCAUCCCCUGGAGGCAUUGGGACCAGCCCCAUUACCACGCCCACACCCAAUGGGGGCUCUUCCUCCUGUCCAAUGGCAGAAUGUGCUGAUAAAGCUGGUGAUGGAAUAUGUGAUAAAGAGUGUGCUAUUGUGGACUGCGAAUUUGACGGUGGUGACUGUUCGUUAGGUUUCCUGAAGUUGUGGCAAAGGUGUUCACAGCCACGCAAUGGUGUGGCCUGCUACAAUGUUUACAAUAACUCCCAGUGUGACCAGGGUUGUAACAAUCCAGACUGUCUGUUUGAUGGUGGGGACUGCAAGGUGAAGGAGCCCUGCAACCCCAGCUACAAUCUGUACUGUGAAAAACACUACAAGAACGGACAUUGUGAUGCCGGCUGUAACACUACAGCCUGCAACUGGGAUGGCGGAGACUGCAGUAAGAAACCAAAAAUCCUUCCAGGAACAAUGGUACUCAUUGUCAUGAAGACGCCUGAAGAAUUUCUUCAAAACUCAUCAAAAUUCUUGAGAAUUCUGGGACAGCUUCUCCAGAUAAUUGUCAAAAUAAAGUUGUCAGAAACUGGAGAGAAAAUGGUGUAUCCAUGGAAACCUAAACCAGACAGUACAUUCUCUCGAGCAAAGAGAUAUGCAUUGAUGCGUUCACUGCGGUCCGUUCCUGAUGAUGAAUAUAUUGGGAGUGAAGUACACUUAGAGCUGGAUCGCAGUCUGUGUCUGGCCAAGAACUGUCUCAGUUCUGUGGAUACUGCAGCAGAGGUGCUCGUAGCCUCCAUACAAAAUGGCUGGACCCCACUUGUACCCAUCCGACAGGUACAAGUUCUUGAUCAAAUCCGCCCUACAACACAGACACCCGUUGAAAGCAGCAUUAUUGCACCUGUCGUUGCUGCAGUUUGUGCAUUGCUUAUCCUUACCUUUAUCAUCGUCGUCGUGCUGUCCAGAAAGAGAGCCUCUGGUAACACUUGGUUCCCAGAAGGAUUCUUCACAACCGCUAGCAGUACCCAAAAGGACACAACCAACUCCUCCAAACGCAGAGUUCCUGAUGGGGAGGAGGGAAAGAAUAUGAAGGGACUAUGCGAUGGACUUGACCACCAUGGCUGUACCUCACCCCCUUGGGACACAGAUGACCAGUCGCCCAAGACCAAACGGGUCAAGCUUGAGCAGGAAGAUUCGGAGUAUGACCGAGCCUCAGACAUGCGUCCCUGGACCCAGCAACACUUGACAGCCGCUAACAUCCCCAAUGAUAUGGCCUUGACCCCUCCAGAGGACCAUAGUGGAGUUAAGGAUGUGGACGUGCGAGGUCCUGACGGCUUCACCCCACUCAUGCUAGCAUCGUUUCGUGGCGGGGGUCUGGACUCAGGUGUGGAUGAUGACUCGAGUGGAUCAGGAUCUGGAGAGAGUGGCGAUUCCGAGGAUCGCUCCGUUGAUAUUAUCACAGGGUUACUUAUGCAAGGUGCUGCAAUCAAUGCCCAGACUGACCGCACAGGAGAGACGUCAUUGCAUUUAGCAGCUAGGUAUGCAAGGGCAGAUGCUGCAAAAGUUUUAUUAGACGCUGGAGCUGACCCAAACUCAGAAGAUAGCACGGGACGACGCCCUCUUCAUGCUGCUGUCGCUGCUGAUGCUCAGGGUGUUUUCCAGAUUUUAUUACGUAACCGCUCCACCCACCUCAAUGCUAAGAUGAAUGAUGGCACAACGCCCAUGAUCUUGGCUGUACGUCUUGCAACCGAGGGCAUGGUAGAGGAACUCAUUAACGCUGAGGCUGAUAUUAAUGCCUCAGAUGAAUAUGGUAAGACAGCGUUACACUGGGCCGCAGCAGUCAACAACGCCAACGCUGCACAAGUGUUGUUACAACACGGCGCCAACCGCGACGCUCAGAACGCCAAGGAUGAAACUCCACUGUUCUUAGCAGCAAAGGAAGGAAGUUUUGAAACAGCCAAGAUUCUUUUGGAUCAUUUCGCAAAUCGUGAUAUAACAGAUCAUAUGGACAGACUUCCAAAAGACAUAGCUCGUGAGCGUCUCCAUCAGGAUAUUCUACAGCUUCUGGACGAAUACCCUGUAAACAGUCCAAAUGUGUCAAUGCAUGGUAUGCCAACAUCACCAAAUCAUCUUCAUUAUAUGCCACAGAAACACUCAAAACCAAAGUCACGGAAAAAUAAAAAUAGCAGUCCGGGCCAUCCUAUAUCUCCUAAUGGAGUUUCCAAUGGACAUACAAAGAAAAGUCGGCCCAAAAAGAAACCAGCAAAAAGUGCUAACAGUAAUCGUGUGCCUCGCAAUAGUGAAGGGUCUUCAGUAGGCACAGUGUCCCCCGGAAACCCUAUUGAGUCACCACAGGUGUAUGAGCGGACACCACCAUCCUAUGACAGUAUGUACGGUAAAUACAGCCUUCCCCUGCCCCAGGGGGUAAUGCAUGACCCAAAUAUGUUAGGGAGUGGCCAGUUUGACCAGGCAAUGGAACAAUCAGAGGUGUUGUGGCACCAGGGCCACAUGCAAAACCCCCAUGGGGGGCCCCUGCCCACACCACCUCACAACCCCAAUGUGGGGCCACUUCCAACACCACCUCACAAUCCUCAUACACUGCCACAGGCCACAUCACCACAUAGUAUACCCGUCUCCAUUCCGACGCCUCCAAACAGUAUGCAGUCAAAUGGAAGCCCUGCCCAUGACAAGAUAUCACCCAUGAAGAAAACCUACCCAACAUCCCCAACACACAUACAGGCAAUGCAGCAACGAGCUCGGCAGGAGCGUGCUCAUGACAGCCCACUGAGUAGGCAAAAUGAACAAUUCUCAUAUCAAAAUACAAAUGUGGUUGAGAACAUUCCAGUGACAGCACUAUACACAGACAGUUAUGGGCAGUCGUCUGGUCAGCAUCACCAAACAAAGUACCUUGACCAAUAUCCCACACCCCCCUCCCAACACAGCAUGGAGUCCCCACCCCAAAUCAUCCAUGCGCCACUCACAGAUCAUCACUACCUAACCCCUUCACCAGACUCUCCAGGCCAGUGGUCAAGUUCUUCUCCGCACUCCAUCUCAGACUGGUCAGAAGGUAUUUCAAGCCCUGACCAACCUCUACAGAACCGGAGCAACAAACCAGUGUAUAUCUAAGUGUGUGGCCAUAUGUUGUAGUGCUCGUGUCUCCUAAAGGUGUAAUAGUGACCGCUGAUGGUGUAGUUAUGAAACCAAAUAUUUACACUGACCUAUGGUCAAUACAACAGUACUCAGCAAAUGUUGAGACAGUGGUGACUUUUCCCAAAUACUAUUAUCUGUGUGUGGUAAGAUGUGGGGAAAACUAAUCAUAGGAUGUGUGCUCUCCGUACUAGAGGACAAGGGAAAACUAGUGGUUUAGGACAAGCACAUCCUAGGUGGAACCAGUAGCCCUACUGGGUUAUAGGGCAGUGUGUAUUGAACCAAGUGUACUGCCAUCUUAAAAGAUGUACAGUUUGGAACCGCAAGCAUGCUCAGAGAUGUUAAAUAGUGUUCAGUGUGCUAGCAGUCCAAACCUCCGAUCCUGUGGAUCUCUUGCAUUUAAACUUGUUUGUCUGUCCUUCAUAAGGAGUCAGAACAUUUUUAAUUAUGUGUCUCCCCUACCCUGGGAUGUAUAACUGGGAGUUACAGAAUGACCUGCGUCUCCCCACUGGGAUUGGCAGGACUAAAUGGGACCAUUCAUCGUCAUUAUCACAAUCCUCUAUGUAGACAUGUGUUGAGGCAGCAGUGACUGCCAUACAGAGGUGUAAUAUAUAUUGUCAGCAUUUUAAACAUAUGUCAGUGUACCACUUUUUUUUAUUCAAAUGGUUUAGAUUGUCAUUUCCACUACUACACUGUCAAAGUUGUUGAACCUUUAAAUAUUGAGGUUUGUUUUACAGAAAUUUGUUUCCAAUUUUGAUGGAUUUUUUUUUCUUAGAAGGAAUUAAGAAGACAGUGUUUUUACUUUGAAAGUGUUUGUACAAUUGAUUAUAUUGGAAUCUGUAAUAGUGAGAUUGAUGCCCUCAUUCACCCUCCCAAAUCCCCACCGGUGGGUUACUAUAGAGGGUGGCCACUAGGGGGCAUCCUAUCGGGUGUAUAAUUGCAAGUAGUCUAUAAAUAGAUAUGACAAGUGCAUGCUGAUGUCCAGUCAGAUUUCUGCACUCAUUCCGCAAUUGUAGGUAAAUAUAGCCAUGUGAUCUCAGUCGAAAAUAUUACAUCUAUUGUACAUAGUUAUUUUUGUAAGUUUUCUACACAGUAAUGUCCAGAAAUGUCUUUCUGACUUUUAGCCAGAAGUCAUCUCAUCCCCAUUUACCAUUAUUUGUCGCAAUGUGAACAAAUCUAAGGCAAACCAAAGACUCACCAGAGUUGUCCAAGACAAUACUAGAUUAUAUUGUACUCAUGUGUGGUGAUGUUUUUUCAGUUUUUUGUUAAAUUCUGUUUUCAGAUAUUAAAAUUCUAUAUUUUUAAGACCAAAUAAUUGGCUGAAUUACUGAAGGAUUCAACAGGAAUAUGAUAGCUUUAAUAUAACAGUCCUCUGUCACUGCUAUUUUCUCCCACAGAGCAGUUAAUUGUUUAUGUAUAGUAUCUUUAUACCUUUGUGCAUUAAAGUGCUAUAAAUUAGACUACAAAUAAAGAUAAGAUAAUUCUCUACAAUCCUGGUAAUCCACGGUACACUAAUGAUGGGAAGGGGUCAACCCUUUAUGUGGUUUGAUCUGAUUCCAGAGUUUAAAGGCACCCUCACAAACUUCACGAAUAACUCGGAUAUACAAUUCCAAACCUCUAGGACCAACUCUCUACUAAUGACUGUAAAAACAGAAAUGUUUCUCCGUUUUCUUUUCACUCGUGACCAAAAAGGUGAAUUUGACAUGGAGCAAAUGUUGUGAUAUGUCAUUUUAAAACAAUGGGAUAAUGAAUUCAACGCAGGCAAAUUUGUUUAAAAGGCCUGGUUUACAGAAAGUAAAUAUAUGGUGCUAUAUAUUCCACAGCCCAGGUCCCAGACCCUAAGUUAUCUUCGAAAACAUCGAAACGGUAAACAAUAUUGAUCAUAUUAUAGAAAUACGAUAGACAAACAAAAGGUUAAAUAUUCAUGUGGCUUAUUCUUUCAUCAAAUUGUCAUUACCAUACAGGAAUGAGUGUUAAGAGAAAUGUUUGAAUCGUUUUGUAUUGGGGCAUGUUUGUGAUAACACUAUUUAUCAUGUGGGCGUUUCUGGGUGUGUGUAGGGCUUGUGUAAAGGAAUCGCCUAUCCCAAACAUCAUACAGAUACUAAUAUCAGUAAAGAAAUAUUGCAAAGGUCAAGUUGGUGCAUGUUAUAUAAAAUGAAAUGCUUUAAUGUUUGUUUUAUAGCAAUGAAGUGAACCCCUGAAAAAGUCCUCAAACGUUCCCUCACACCAACACUUCUAAAGGUCGUAACCCUUGACAGCGGUCACAACAUGGUGGACAUUAUACUUGUUACCACCGCAAAACUACAUUUUUAUAUGUAUUUUUUUAUCAUAAAGCAAAUUACAUUGAUAUUGUAUUUUAAUAAAAUUCUGCAAUUUAUUUUGAAAUGCUUUUUAUGAGUUGAAGCCCACCGUUAAUUUUGAUAUGGUUUAUUACAAUACCCAGUCCAUAUAGAGCUGGAGUGUGGAUGGGCUACAAAAACAUACUUUUUUAUCUUAUGACUUUAUAGCAAGUUUUAAAUGAAAUGUGUUUUUAUAUAUUUUCACUAGCAUGAAAUAUGUAUUAUAAUGAUGAAAUGAUGAAUUUCUUCAAAUAUCGAGAGAUUUAUUACGAAAAAGUAUUUGUUACAACUAUUCUAGUUAUGUGUUUGUCACUGUAACACAGAUUUGUGUUAUUAGUGUUUAGUUAUGUGCCAUGAACAAAGAAAGCAGUGUAUCGGCUGUUUAACCCCUAGUAGAGGACACUUCUGUCUGUCCUUACUCAAACAUUGUAACAUUAAAUAUUACAAAGACUAUUAUGUUUUUUAAUUUAUAAAAGUACCAUUUCAUACAAUUAAGACAUUAAGAAUAUGAUGCACUGGCUUAGAAAGUUAUCACUCUCUUUAAAAUAAGGUUGAAUCUGGACUCAAAUAUUUAGGAUCUCAUUUU